This is a messenger RNA of Apus apus (common swift), 1964 nucleotides long. RefSeq names its product docking protein 4 (gene DOK4). Lineage: Eukaryota; Metazoa; Chordata; Aves; Apodiformes; Apodidae. The record is from RefSeq and is a predicted model, not a curated record. Gene Ontology annotation, biological process: cell surface receptor protein tyrosine kinase signaling pathway; positive regulation of MAPK cascade. Bases 283 to 1269 code for a protein of 328 amino acids. The transcript is spliced from 8 exons. Gene Ontology annotation, cellular component: cytoplasm.
GGAAAAGGAAGGGCAGGGCUGACGACCACUGCCGCGCUGGCAGGGGUUAACACCGGACUGUUCCACUCGGGUGGUUCAGGCAGCAAAGGGAGGAGGAAGAGGAGGAGGAAGAUGUCACCCGUCGAUCUGUCAUUUCUCUCUCCCAGUCAGGAUGGGGGACACCACUAGCACCAAACUGGGCCAGUGGUGAGGAGGGGGGUCCGAGGGAAGAGGAUGGAGAGGGUGGGGUGAAGGUGAAGGCAAGCCCUCCCCAAAUAGCCUCCACCCGUUCGGGCUAUCGCCAUGGCGACAAAUUUUAACGACAUCAUCAAGCAAGGCUACGUGAGGAUGAAGAGCAAGAAGCUGGGGAUCUACCGGCGCUGCUGGCUGGUUUUCCGGAAAUCCUCCAGCAAGGGGCCCCAGCGCCUGGAGAAGUACCCGGACGAGAAGUCGGCGUGUCUGCGCGGGUGCCCCAAGGUGACUGAGAUCAGCAAUGUCAAGUGUGUCACCCGGCUGCCCAAGGAGACCAAGCGACAGGCCGUGGCCAUCGUUUUCACCGACGACUCCGCCCGCACGUUCACCUGCGACUCAGAGCUGGAGGCAGAGGAGUGGUACAAGACGCUGUCGCUGGAGUGCCUGGGCGCCCGCCCCACUGACGUGGGCCUGGGAGAGCCCGACCUGCUGGCGCCCGGCGUGCAGAGUGAGCAGACAGACCAGUUUAACGUGUUCCUCCUCCCCUGCCCCAACCUGGACGUUUACGGCGAGUGCAAGCUGCAGAUCACCCAUGAAAACAUCUACCUCUGGGACACGCGCAACCCGCGGGUGAAGCUGCUCUCCUGGCCCCUCUGCUCCCUGCGCCGCUACGGGCGCGACGCCACACGCUUCACCUUCGAGGCUGGACGGAUGUGUGAUGCAGGGGAGGGUCUCUACACCUUCCAGACGCAGGAAGGGGAGCAGAUCUACCAGCGCGUGCACAGCGCCACGUUGGCCAUUGCUGAGCAGCACAAGAGGGUCCUGCUGGAGAUGGAGAAGAACGUUAGGCUGUUGAACAAGGGCACCGAGCACUUCUCCUACCCUUGCACCCCCACCACCAUGCUGCCCCGCAGCGCCUACUGGCACCACAUCACCGGCUCCCAGAACAUGGCCGAGUCCUCCAGCUACUCCGGGGAGGCGUAUGCAGGCGCCCAGGCCAGUUCAGAUACCGACCUCCUCAACAGGUUCAUCUUGCUGAAGCCAAAGUCCUCCAAAAGCGACAAGCCUGAGAGCAGGGAGCCCACAGUGUCCCCGUGAGCCAGCAAGAUGGGAACUGUGGCAGGGGUCCCCAUUUUCAUCCCCUUGGUGGGGCAAGGACACAGGCAGAUGCCCCUCAAAAUCCCCAGGGAGACGGGGCUGUGGCAUCCCCUGUGCUCAGGGGAGCAGGCACUAGGCUCGUGCCCUGGCCCCACAUCCUGGGAGCUGCCCGCUGGUGCCACCUCCACUGACCUGAAUUAUUAUCUUGAAUAUCCGUAUUGUAACAGAUUUUUCCCUUCUCCCAAGAACCCAAACCUCGUGGCUGCUGAAGAUCCCUCACGCAGAGACACUCAAGAGCUUUUUUAAUCUCGGGGGAUCCAGCAGGGAGGUGAAGAAAGGGUUGUGUCAUGAAAUUGGGGGUGUUUUGUGGGGCAGGGAGGCUGGAGCAUCACCCUGCAGGGAACAAAGCAGCACUGGGGGAGGUGGCUGUGCCAGGCUGAAGGCAUCGGAACCCAGCAUGUCACCUCCCAUGAGGAGCAGGGUGCUCCUGGGGACACCCUGCCACCCCCAAGCUGACUUUUGCACUCAAAGCUAUUUGAACACUCGCUGUAGAACUGAGGUGCCUCAGGAGAAACUGGUUUUCCUUCUGGGGGUGGGGAGUCUGCUGGGACAAGGAGCCAGUCAGAGCUGAGCUCCCUGCCCUGCCAUGGCCGUCCAGGGCUGCCCCCACCCCAGCACCCCUUGUUCUUCCACCC